GACAUUAUCUAAAUUAGUAGAAAACUAAAAGUUGUGUUGAACAAAUCCGCAAUGUGUUUUGAUCAUAGAGGGCGCUGAUAAUGAUGAACGAACAUUGUCAUUGAUUUUUUUCUGAGGCAGCUUCCCACUCAUUGAUGAAUAUGGUUUGAUUUAUAGUUAAACAACAUCAUUUAAUUCGUUUUGACAGAAAUGAACAGACCCAGACAUUUAUCGAGUUCUGGUAACUCACUUUAUGAAUUGCUGAGUUUAGAAAAAUCAGCAACACAUGAUGAUAUUAAAAAGGCUUAUCGCAGAUUGGCUUUAAAGUUUCAUCCUGAUAAGAAUCCAGAUGAUCCAUCUGCUGCGGAAAAGUUUAAAGAAAUAAGCCAUGCCCACACAGUAUUAAUAGACACAACACGACGCCAAAUAUAUGAUCAAUAUGGAUCUAUGGGACUAUGGGCUGCUGACCAGUUUGGUGAAGAAAAUGUUAAUGUAUACCUGAUGCUUACCAGUAAAUGGUGUAAAGCAUUUUUUAUAUGUUGUGGUCUGAUAACAUGCUGUUAUUGUUGUCUCUGCUGUUGCUGCUGCUGUGGAAAAUGUCGACCAGAACAUCCGGAGGAUGACUACGCAAAUUUACAUACUCCUUUGCAGGAUGAAUUCAGUUCUACACCUGAAGAAUCACCUGUGACCUCACAACCCCACGGUGGGCCUAUUCCUAUUCCUGCUCCAGGUAGCGAUAGCGUUACAGAAUCAACUACACUAAAACCAGAAGCCAAAAGUUACGGUGCAGGAGAAGAUUCACCGAAAGCACCAGAAAAAGUAGCUGAAAAUGGAGUCAACAGACAGAGCUAACCAAAAGAGAACUUAGAACAAAUUGUUACCUAUUAUACAGUUAAAAUUGUAUCAGGAUGUAUUUAGUUGUGCCCUCUGGCAGUCCUGAUAAGAUUUACACCUUCCCUGAAUUUUGUUACUACUGGGGAUUCAUUUAUUUUUAGUGGGUACCAAAUUUUGUGGAUAUGGGAAAAAAUAACGUUUUCUUGGCUAUUUGAUUACAUGGUGUUGCCAAAGUCUGCAUGCAUUCCUAUAGAAAACUGGCACUUUGUUGAGAUUUGAUUUUAUGGUUCACCUUUACCAUGAGAUCUACAGAAAUUGGUAUCCCAAUAAUGAUAAUGAAUCCACUGCAUAUUCAUUGUUUAAUUUUGAACAAUAUAUUGUUUAGUCUAUUUAUAAUAAUUAUUCUGUAAAUCUUUUUAAUUAUUAAAUUUUCUAACUUUAAACACACGCAAAUGUCUUUGUAGUAUUUAUUGUGAUAUUUCUUGUAUUCAACAUUUCAUUAUGUUUCCUUUACUUUAUAUUGUUUUACACAUUUUUAACUAUAAUACAUGUAUUGUAAGAAUAUCACAGUAGUUAAACAGAAUCUGUGUAAAUCUAGGUAGAAGUUAUUAGAUAAAAAUGUAGUUUUACUCUAUCUUUCAUGGUAGUUAAACAGGUAAAUCUAGGUAGAAUUUAUAAGAAAAAUUGAAGUAUUACUCUAAAGCUAGAACACAAGUCAUUUUUGUUGUGGGACCUCAUUAACCAUUUCUUAUUGUGUAAAACUAAAUUGCUAGAAUUUAUACUUUAUAAAAUCUUACUAGUUAGAACAUUUAUCCAGUGCAAUGAUCAUAUAUUAAUAUUGUUUACAUGAGUUGUGUGAAAGAUCUGGUUUUUUUUCAAUUUUCAAAUACUGUGGAUUCAUUUAUUUUCAUGGAAACUUAUUUUUGAGGAUUGAGGAUUAUUGUAUUUUUGUUGUUUUGCCAAAGUCUGCAUCCUUUAGAAAGUGUGUAACUUGUUUUUAACAUUUAAAUUUCACAGUUCAUCUAUAAGUAUCCCAUAGAUAACAGGCCCGUAGCCAGGAAUUUCCAAGGGGG
This is a messenger RNA of Mytilus trossulus (common blue mussel), 1886 nucleotides long. RefSeq names its product dnaJ homolog subfamily C member 5-like. The transcript is spliced from 6 exons. NCBI's taxonomy places the organism in Eukaryota, Metazoa, Mollusca, Bivalvia, Mytilida, Mytilidae. The record is from RefSeq and is a predicted model, not a curated record. The coding region runs from base 190 to 831 and encodes 213 amino acids.